Molecule: messenger RNA, 4623 nt
Organism: Chilo suppressalis (striped riceborer)
Lineage: Eukaryota; Metazoa; Arthropoda; Insecta; Lepidoptera; Crambidae
Source: the annotation of a GenBank genome assembly
CGCUAAAGCGACCAACUUCAUGCUGUUAAAAUUUUGUGUUACAGUGAUGCGCGCGCAUCUUAAAAUUUCACUCUCAUCAUUUUUUCAUAACGCGCCUAAAGAAGUAUAACUUCAAAAAAUAAAUAAAACCGAUUUCAAAUUCGAAAAUGGAACUAAACAGUAAAAAUAAUAUCUGGUUCAUGAUUUGGAAGUCGGGCGGGGUCAAGAUUGAAACAUUAAAUAGAUUUUCGUUUCUGAUCGGUAAUAAUACCCUUGUAAUAUAAUCUUGACCCUGGAAGGGUACACUUUACGGCGCUCGUUCGCCAAAAUUAUUGACUUUAUGAAAAAAAAGAUAAAUACAUAAAUUGUAGGCAAUUGUCUCUAGUUUCAUUUUGUAUUAACUGUUUUUAUCGUAAAAUGAGUUGGAAAGGAGAUAUUGUCAAAAGACUGCUUUUAGGCGCCAUUUUUCCAAUAUGACGGCGCGAGCGGCAAAAAUACGAGGUGGCAAACUCGAAAUUCAGAAAGAGCGCCUCAAAAUUUUAUAAAAUUACCGAUUUUCAAAACUCAAAACUUUCCGGGUAACCACUAUAUUUCUCACCAAAUGACUGUACUAUUGUCAAGUUCGAAGUAUGAUAGGUGGAAAAAAACAAAAUAAAGAAAAAAAAAAACAUUCAACAUUCAUUCGACUAUAAUAAAAUUCGAGGAGAGGCGAGGAGCUCGAUGGCGCAAGUGGUUAGCGCGUUCGGCUGCGAUCGUUAAAGUUAAGCAACUUUCGCAGUGGUCGGUCAUUGGAUGGGUGAACAAAAAUUUAAUAUCUCGAGUUCCUCCGUGCUUCGGAAGGCACGUUCAGCCGUUGGUCCCGGCUGCAUCUGCAGUCGUUAGCGCCCACCAAUCCGCACUGGGCCCGCGUGGUGGGUCAUGGCCCAAUCUCCUUAUUCCAUCCAAAGGGAAGGCCUGUGCCCCGGCAGUGGGGACAUUAAUAGGCUGCUGAUGAUGAUAAUAAAAUUGGGUAUGGAUUUCGCUGACACCCUAGAUUAACACAUGGGCUACGUUUUACUGCGGGAAAAUAUCCCUAAUAAACCGCGGGUAACACCGCGGGGCACAGUCAGUUUUAUUUAAAAAACACACAAUAAAAUUAUACGUAAAUAGCAGCAGGUAGCGAAAGGUCAAACUACUCACUCGGUAAUAGAUACUAAUUUGCCCUGUAUUGUUUUUCUAAGUUUAACAGCCGCAGUUCAAAAGUUACAGCAACAAGCAAGUUAAUGUUAUUCUGUCAGUCAGUAUAUUGUUGUGUGUGAACGUUACUUCUUUAUCGCGUUUGAAAUGUUACAAGUUGGAACAAUAACAAAUCAGUUCCACUGAUGCAUCGGACGGAACGUGUGGCCGCAAUCCGGUGGGUAUCAACGUGAUCGCAGCGCGACGCGCAGGCGCAAACGAAAGCGGAUACCUGCGCGCGCGCAUAUCAGGAGUUAUAUGACAUCACCGCGCCUGUGUGCCUGUGGUGUGGAGACGGGCCGGCUAUGACAUCACUAUGACCUCACUCAUCAUUAGUCGGUGGACCGCAGCGCUAGACGGACGCACUCGGCAGAACACACAAUAUCUAUACAUGAAAAGCGAAGUGAAACAAAACAAAUCAACGGAUCGUAGAGAUAGCGAGCGCCCUUUAACAAAAUGAGUAAAACGAGCAGCCUGAGAGCCGGUCGCGGCAUCCAGGUGGCAGUGCCCGAGGAGCACAAGUUCAAGCUGGACGAGGCUGCUCUGAGCGAGCUGCUGCUCAGGGAAGACGUGCGCGAUUGCAGCGUCGUGGUCAUCUCCGUCGCGGGUGCCUUCCGCAAGGGCAAGUCCUUCCUGCUGGACUUCUUCCUCAGAUAUUUGAAUCAUAAGUAUAACCUUGGCGAUGCUGGCGGUGAUUGGAUGGGCUCGGAGGCCGAGCCGCUGGAGGGGUUUAGCUGGCGCGGCGGCUCCGAGCGCGACACCACCGGCUUGCUCAUGUGGUCGCAGCCCUUCCAUGCAAUACUACCUAGCGGCGAGAAGGUGGUGAUUCUGCUGAUGGACACGCAGGGUACGUUCGACAGCGAGUCGACGGUGCGCGACAACGCCACAGUGUUCGCACUCUCCACCAUGAUAUCCUCCGUGCAGAUCUACAAUCUCUCGCAGAACAUAGAGGAAGACGACCUGCAGCAUCUUCAGUUAUUCACGGAGUACGGGCGCCUGGCACAGCAGAGCAUCAGCGGCAAGCCGUUCCAGCGGCUGCAGCUGCUCGUGCGUGACUGGAGCUUCCCCUACGAGCACCCGUACGGAGCCGAGGGUGGACAGCAGCUGCUGGUGAAACGACUUGAGGUGCAAGAGGGUCAGCACGCGGAACUGCAAGCGCUGCGCCGCCACGUGGCCGCGUGCUUCCAGGAGCUGGCGUGCUUCCUGCUGCCGCACCCCGGCCUCACCGUCGCCACCGACCCGCGCUUCAACGGCAGCCUGGCCGACAUAAGCCCAGAGUUCAAGACUUACCUGAAGCAGCUGGUAGACAUGUUACUGACGCCCCAGAACCUGGUGCCGAAGCUGAUCGGCGGCCAGAAGGUGAAGGCCAAGGACCUGCUGCUCUACUUCAAGGCCUACAUGAACGUCUUCAACGGAUCAGAGCUGCCGGAGCCCAAGAGUAUAUUGGAGGCGACAGCCGAAGCCAACAACCUAUCAGCGGUGGCGGAAGCGCGCGAAGUAUACUCCGCCCUCAUGGAGGAGAUAUGCGGCGGCACCCGCCCAUACCUGCCGCCCGACGCGCUGCAGAGGGAGCACGCGCGGGCGAGGGACAAGGCGCUGCAUGCCUUCCACGCAAGGAAGAAGAUGGGAGGGGAGGAACUGGCUGGUGUUUAUACGGAGCAGCUCACCAAUGAAUUAGAAGAGCAAUUCGAACAGUUAGCCGCUCACAACGAGGCAAAGAACAUCUUCAAAAUGGCGGGCACUCCUUUAGUAUUGGCGGCGCUGGCGUUAUUGGGCUACCUUGUGUCCAGUAUCAGUAGCGCCAUGGGAAUCCAGACCGGAGUGGCCCUGGGGCAGAUCCUGGCCAUCACCGCCGCCGCCAUGCUGGCGCUGUGGGGCUACAGCAGGAUUACCGGCAGAUUAAGGGAGUUUGCGAUACAGAUCGAUGAGGCUGCGGGUACCGUCAAAAACUAUGUGACCCGACAAGCGUGGGAAUCCGUGGGACCGCGUGCGGCCGCGGCUGCCGUCGGUUACAGCGGCGACGACAAGAAGCGGUCCUAACACUCGCCUACAUCUCACCUAUUACGCCUAUACUUAAACCACCUUAUUAAUAAACGAAGACGCUUGGAUUAGUUACUCUAUGUUUAGUCUCUGUCUAUUGAAUGACAAAUGGUAUUUGAGUGGCAUGAACAAAACACGGCGAAACUAGUCUAAGCUUAUUCCUUAUUGAUAUACAGGGUGUUACAAAAAUACAAAUAAAGCUUGAAGGGCGUUGAAGUACGUCAUAUAAGGAGUCUUCUCUAAUUUUCUUAAAAUAUUUGCAUGAAGUUUUAACCGUUUAUAAAAACAGUUAUUUUUAAUGAUCCUCGAACUAGUAACGUGUCUAAAAAUGAUCGAUAUUAUUAUUAAUCAUUAAAAAUAACUGUUUUUAUAAAAAGUUAAAACUUCAUGCAAAUAUUUUAAGAAAAUUAGAGAAUUGUAUACUGUAUAAGUGUAGUUGUACUGUAUAAGUGACUGGGUUAUAUUGUAUCAUAAGAGCGUUGAAGGCACAUAGGUAUAAGAAUAGAGUGGGGAAGGCGGCUAUAAAAGUGUCCGUCUAGUAGAAAGAGAAAGAAGAUGAGAGACCGCUAGCUAUCUCUCUCUCUAGUGACGCAUGCGCAGUCGUCUGCCUAAUAGUUGGUCCAAGCAUCACAUCGAAAUAGUAAGAUGCUUACGGUUGCCAAUGCGCAUGCGCGUUUAGAGAGAGAAAGCUAGCGGUCUCUCAUCUUCUUUCUCUUUUUAUUAGAGCGACAUUUCCACUUGUAGUAGAGCCUAUAUCUCCCCUACGAUAUUCUUAUACCUCUAUGGUUGAAGGACGAGUAUCGUAAACAUAAAAUGAGGGUUUUCUGCAUUGACGGGCGCCAGGUGGUGGCACUGAGGCGAAAGGUCUACUCAUCCGUCAAAUCACGUAUGACGUCAUAGUAUAUGGAUCAAUUUAAAUGCUCGUUGGAUUAAUUCGCGCUAAAAACUUCGUACAAAAGACCUCAUGCCGCAGUGGCACCAAGUGUUGACGUAAAUUUUCCUAACCACCCUCAUUAUGCAGCAUCGAGGAGCGCCAUCUAUUGAGUACUGCUAUCCUAUGAUAGCUUUUUGAAGAAGCAAUGAAGAUUCGGUAACGCUACGGCCACACUCAGAUGAUGAUGAUGACUCAGAUAGAUGCCUAUCUGAGCGGGGCGCAGGGACGCCUGGGGGAGAGAGGGGGGUCUGUUUAGGUAGUAGUAAUUGUACGCAUUUAUAGGGUUGUCAUAGGCAGGUGUAAAACGAUAUUUUUAUUAAUUUAAUUAGAAAAUAAAAGUGGUCUGAAAGGUGUCAAACUUUCGUUGGUAAUUCUAUACAAGGAACACAACCAAACCCUAAAGUUUUAUUUCGGACUUUUGUCACACCCGUAUAUAUAUAUAUAUAUAUAUAUAU